This is a messenger RNA of Acomys russatus (golden spiny mouse), 2538 nucleotides long. RefSeq names its product transient receptor potential cation channel subfamily V member 3 (gene Trpv3). Bases 116 to 2509 code for a protein of 797 amino acids. NCBI's taxonomy places the organism in Eukaryota, Metazoa, Chordata, Mammalia, Rodentia, Muridae. The transcript has 17 exons. Gene Ontology annotation, biological process: calcium ion import across plasma membrane. Gene Ontology annotation, cellular component: membrane. Gene Ontology annotation, molecular function: calcium channel activity; protein binding. The record is from RefSeq and is a predicted model, not a curated record.
CCUGCAAAAAUAGGCAGUGAGCUCCCUGUCGGACAGGUACGAGCAGGAGGUGGGUGAUAUCCCACAGGAGUUUGAGGCCUCCAGUAGUUACCUCCUGCCCCCUCAAACUCAGCAGAUGCCCUGGGCUCCAGCAAUGAAUGCCCACUCCAAGGAGAUGGUGCCCCUCAUGGGCAGAAGAACCGUGGCACCCAGUGGGAACCCUGUUGUGCUGACAGAGAAGAGGGCAGCAGACCUCACCCCCACCAAGAAAAGUGCACACUUCUUCCUGGAGAUAGAAGGAUUUGAGCCCAACUCCACAGUCACCAAGACAUCUCCUCCCAUCUUCUCCAAGCCGAUGGAUUCCAACAUCCGGCAGUGCCUCUCUGGCAACUGUGAUGACAUGGAUUCCCCUCAGUCUCCUCAGGAUGAUGUGACAGAGACCCCAUCAAACCCCAACAGUCCAAGCGCAAACCUGGCCAAGGAAGAACAGAGGCAGAAGAAGAAGCGGCUGAAGAAGCGCAUCUUUGCGGCCGUGUCCGAAGGCUGUGUGAGGGAGCUGCGGGAACUCCUGCAGGAGCUGCAGGACCUCUGCAGACGCCGCCGUGGCCUGGAUGUGCCUGACUUCCUCAUGCACAAGCUGACAGCCUCAGACACUGGGAAGACCUGCCUGAUGAAGGCUUUGCUCAACAUCAACCCCAACACCAAAGAGAUCGUCCGGAUUCUGCUUACCUUCGCUGAGGAGAAUGACAUCCUGGACAGGUUCAUCAACGCCGAGUACACAGAAGAGGCCUAUGAAGGGCAGACGGCAUUGAACAUCGCCAUCGAGAGGCGCCAGGGAGACAUCACAGCAGUGCUCAUAGCAGCAGGUGCGGACGUCAACGCCCACGCCAAGGGGGUCUUCUUCAACCCCAAAUAUCAGCACGAAGGCUUCUAUUUUGGCGAGACGCCACUGGCCCUGGCAGCAUGCACCAACCAGCCUGAGAUCGUACAACUCCUGAUGGAGAACGGACAGACGGACAUCACCUCCCAGGACUCUCGGGGAAAUAACAUCCUGCACGCGCUGGUCACAGUGGCUGAGGACUUCAAGACCCAGAACGACUUUGUCAAGCGCAUGUAUGACAUGAUCCUGCUGAAGAGUGGCAACUGGGAGCUGGAGACCAUGCGUAAUAAUGAUGGCCUCACGCCACUGCAGCUGGCUGCCAAGAUGGGCAAGGCUGAGAUUCUGAAGUACAUCCUCAGUCGCGAGAUCAAGGAGAAGCCUCUCCGGUGCCUGUCCAGGAAGUUCACGGACUGGGCGUAUGGGCCUGUGUCAUCCUCACUGUAUGACCUCACCAACGUAGACACCACGACAGAUAACUCUGUGCUGGAAAUCAUCGUCUACAACACCAACAUUGAUAACCGGCAUGAGAUGCUGACCCUGGAGCCUCUGCACACGCUGCUGCACAUGAAAUGGAAGAAAUUUGCCAAGUACAUGUUCUUCCUGUCGUUCUGUUUCUAUUUCUUCUACAACAUCACCCUGACCCUCGUCUCUUACUACCGUCCUCGGGAGGAUGAGGCCCUCCCACAUCCCUUGGCCCUGACACACAAGAUGAGUUGGCUGCAACUCCUAGGGAGGAUGUUUGUUCUUAUCUGGGCCAUGUGCAUCUCUGUGAAAGAGGGCAUUGCCAUUUUCCUGCUGAGACCCUCCGAUCUUCAGUCCAUCCUGUCGGAUGCCUGGUUUCACUUUGUCUUUUUUGUCCAAGCUGCGCUUGUGAUACUGUCUGUCUUCUUGUACUUGUUCGCCUACAAAGAAUACCUCGCCUGCCUCGUGCUGGCCAUGGCCCUGGGCUGGGCGAACAUGCUCUACUACACCAGAGGCUUCCAGUCCAUGGGCAUGUACAGCGUCAUGAUCCAGAAGGUCAUUUUGCACGAUGUUCUGAAGUUCUUGUUUGUUUACAUCCUGUUCUUACUUGGAUUUGGAGUAGCGCUGGCCUCGCUAAUUGAGAAGUGCUCAGAGGACAAAAAGGACUGCAGCUCCUAUGGCAGCUUCAGCGACGCUGUGCUGGAGCUCUUCAAGCUCACCAUAGGCCUGGGCGACCUGAACAUCCAGCAGAACUCCACCUACCCCAUCCUCUUCCUCUUCCUCCUCAUCACCUACGUCAUCCUCACCUUCGUCCUCCUCCUCAAUAUGCUCAUCGCCCUGAUGGGGGAGACGGUGGAGAACGUCUCCAAAGAGAGUGAGCGGAUCUGGCGCUUGCAGAGAGCCAGGACCAUCUUGGAGUUUGAGAAAAUGUUACCAGAGUGGUUGAGAAGCAGAUUCCGCAUGGGAGAGCUGUGCAAAGUAGCAGAUGAGGACUUCCGGCUGUGUCUGCGGAUCAACGAGGUGAAGUGGACUGAAUGGAAAACGCACGUGUCCUUCCUUAAUGAAGAUCCAGGGCCCAUAAGACGAACAGCAGACGUGAACAAAAUCCAAGAUUCUUCCAGGAGCAACAGCAAAACCACCCUCUACGCAUUUGAUGAGUUAGACGAGUUUCCAGAAACGUCGGUGUAGAAGCAUGGCUUAGAGCUGCCGUGAACAAC